AGUAACUUGUGUAAAGCCUGCCGCAGUUCUUAUCAAGAGCACAUCUAUGAAUUUCUGUGUGGUGUGUGUGAAGUCUGUGGCUUGAGCGAGUCAGAUAGAGAGAGAAUGGGAGAGGGGGAGAGAGAAGAGGAAAUGCAGUCUGCGUGUGACUCUUGAAAAGUCCAUUUGAUUUCAGUUGCAGAGCUGAUCUCCAGCUUGACAAAAAUGCCCAACUACACAGUGACUGUGGCCACAGGCUCUCAGUGGUUUGCUGGAACCGAUGACUACAUCUAUGUGACCCUGGUGGGAUCUGAGCGAUGCAGUGAGAGGACCCUCCUGGAUAAACCCCUCUAUAACGACUUUGAGAGAGGAGCGGUGGACUCAUAUGACAUCAGUGUGGGAGAAGACCUGGGUGAGAUCGAGCUGGUGAAGAUUGAAAAGAAGAAAUACUGGGUGCAUGAUGACUGGUACUGCAAAUACAUCACGGUGAAGACGCCCUAUGGAGAUUACAUUGAGUUCCCUUGCUUUCGCUGGUUAACUGAUGACAAAGAGGUGAUCCUCAGAGAUGGCAGGGCUCGACUGCCACAGCAUGAAAAGACCGGAGUGGAAAAACAGCACAGGCGCAAAGAACUAGAACAGAGGCAGAAGAUAUACAGAUGGAAGGAGUGGCACCCAGGCUUCCCUAUGAGUAUAGAUGCCCAAACCCACAGUGGGCUUCCACGGGACAUUCAGUUCGACAGCGAGAAAGGAGUGGACUUUGUGCUGAACUACAGCAAAGCGAUUGAAAAUCUGUACGUUAACCAGUUCAUGCACAUGUUCCAGUCCUCAUGGGGCGAUUUUGCAGACUUCGAGCGCAUAUUUAUGAGAAUUAAGAAUACAAUAUCAGAGUAUGUGAUGGAGCACUGGAAGGAGGACUUCAUGUUCGGAUACCAGUUCCUGAACGGCUGUAAUCCAGUGGUCAUCAGGAAAUGCACAGAAAUUCCUGACAAAUUUCCAGUCACAACAAAGAUUCUCGAGGAGAGUCUGGAGAGGGGUCUCACGCUGGAAGAAGAGCUCAAGGAAGGAAACAUCUUUAUAGCUGACUAUGAGCUGUUAGAUGGUGUUACUCCCAAUGCCACGGACCCAUGCACGCUUCAGUACUUGGCUGCACCCAUCUGUCUGCUUUACAAGAACAGUCAGAAUAAAAUCAUGCCGAUCGCCAUCCAGCUGGGUCAGAGCCCAGGAGAGGAUAACCCCAUCUUCGUCCCGACUGAUGAUGAGCACGACUGGUUGCUGGCCAAGAUCUGGGUCAGAUCUUCAGACUUCCACGUACACCAGACCGUCACACAUCUUCUCAGGACACAUCUGAUAUCUGAGGUCUUUGGCAUAGCCAUGUUCAGACAGCUGCCUGCGGUGCAUCCUGUUUUUAAGUUGCUGUUACCUCACAUUCGUUUCACCAUUGCCAUUAACACCAAAGCUCGCGAGCAGCUCAUCUGUGAGUGUGGACUCUUCGACAAGGCUAAUGGGACAGGUGGAGGUGGCCAUGUAGAACUGGUCCAGAGGUCCAUGAAGACCUUCACAUACAGGUCCUUGUGUUUCCCAGAGGCCAUAAAAGCACGAGGCAUGGACAGCCGAGAGGAACUGCCCUACUACUUCUACAGAGAUGAUGGCUGCAGCGUCUGGGAGGCAGUGAAAAGUUUUGUGACAGAUGUGGUGAACAUCUACUAUGAAAAAGACGAGACAGUCCAGGAAGACGAAGAGAUCCAGGCAUUUGUGAAAGAUGUUUGCAGCUUUGGAAUGCAGGACUGUGACUACUGUGAGUUUCCCAAGACUUUACAAACCAAAGAGCAGCUGGUGGAGUAUCUAACUAUCGUCAUCUUCACUGCCUCUGCACAACAUGCUGCAGUAAACUUUGGCCAGUUUGACUGGUGUUCAUGGAUCCCAAACUCCCCCCCAACCAUGCGGAAGCCUCCUCCAACGAAGAAGGGCGAGGUGGAUUUGAAAUACAUAGUGGAGAGUCUGCCUGAUCGAGGACGCUCCUGCUGGCAUCUGGGGGCCGUGUGGGCCCUCAGUCAGUUUCAAGAAAAUGAGUUGUUCCUAGGUAUGUAUCCAGACGAACACUUCAUUGAGAAACCUGUGAAGGACGCCAUUGUGAAAUUCGGCAAGAAUCUUGCAGAAGUGACUAAAGUCAUCAAGAACCGAAAUGAUGGAAAGAGGCUGCCUUACUACUAUCUGUCCCCAGACAGAAUCCCAAACAGUGUGGCUGUCUGAUUCACCAAUCGCACGGGGUCAGAAGCACUAUGCUAGUAGUGUUUUAUCAGAGUGUUUCAUGUGUUAAAAAUUGGAAAAAGAAAUCAUUUUAUAUUUACAUCGACAUUUAUGCAUUUAGCAGAGACUAUUAUCGAAACCGGCUUACAGUUUAUUCAGAUUAUACAUUUUUUUUACCAGUAUGUAUCUAUAUAUAUCUAUAAAGUAUGCCACACUCUUGAAAAUAAAGGUUCUUUAUUGGGAUCUUUGGUGCCUGGAAGAACCUUUAACAUCAAUGCAACGUUUCCAUUUUUUUCAUAGUGGAAAAAGUAAAAUAAUGUUCCUUUACGAUCUGGUCACUGAAAGUCUUCUAAAUGAUUCUUCUAUGGCUUCACUUUGAAACCCAUUUUUGGAUUUUUUUAUUGUUAAGAGUGCUGAUGUGAUGUAAGAGAAGUUUCAUUGUUAUUUAUGUAUGAUUUACUUUUUUGUGAGUAAGAAUAAAUUAUGUAAUUACAGA
Carassius gibelio (silver crucian carp) is the source of this 2722-nucleotide messenger RNA. RefSeq names its product polyunsaturated fatty acid 5-lipoxygenase. Bases 205 to 2229 code for a protein of 674 amino acids. The transcript is spliced from 14 exons. Gene Ontology annotation, molecular function: arachidonate 5-lipoxygenase activity; iron ion binding; protein binding. NCBI's taxonomy places the organism in Eukaryota, Metazoa, Chordata, Actinopteri, Cypriniformes, Cyprinidae. Gene Ontology annotation, biological process: lipid oxidation; linoleic acid metabolic process. The record is from RefSeq and is a predicted model, not a curated record. Gene Ontology annotation, cellular component: nuclear envelope.